UCCAGGCGGAGCCGGCUCGCUGGAGCUAAGGUGCGCGGCACUGCGCUCGGACCUUCCGCACCUGUCGCACACACUUGCGCCUACCUCGCAGCAGCGCUGACGCUGACUUACUGCUGACGCGUGACUUUCGAUCGCCUGGUCAUGGCCUACCCGGGAUACGGAGGGGCGUUUGGAAACUUCAGCGGACAGAUUCCAGGGAUGCAAAUGCAGAUGGGCCAGCCUGUGCCAGGGGCGGGUCCCAAUGUGUUCUCUGGUGGCUACCCUGGAUACCUGGCAUACUCUGACAGCUACUCCCCUGCCGAUGACUCCAUGUGGACGUAUUUCACCGCUGUCGCUGGGCAGGAUGGUGAGGUGGACGCUGAGGAACUGCAGAGGUGCUUGACCCAGUCUGGCAUUAGCGGCACUUACGCACCUUUCAGUUUGGAGACCUGCAGAAUUAUGAUUGCCAUGUUGGAUAGAGACUACACGGGAAAAAUGGGGUUCAGCGAGUUCAAGGAGCUUUGGGCCGCUCUUAAUGCAUGGAAGCAGAACUUCAUGACCAUUGACCAAGACCAGAGUGGCACCGUAGAGCAUCACGAGCUGAGUCAAGCCAUCGCGCUUAUGGGCUACAGGUUGAGUCCACAGACAUUAGCUGCCAUUGUUAGACGCUACAGCAAGAACGGCCGGAUUUUCUUUGAUGACUAUGUUGCCUGCUGUGUGAAGCUUCGCGCCCUGACAGAUUUCUUUAGGCGAAGAGACCACUUGCAACAAGGGAUUGUGAACUUCAUGUAUGAAGAUUUUUUGCAGGGCACUAUGACAAUUUGAAAGCCUAGCAUUCCAAAGGCGGAGACAGACUGCGAAUCCUUCUGCUUCACUGAAACAGACUGGACUACCUAAAAUUCAAAGCUCGCGGAACAUUUUUGUAAACCUUUCUGUGAAAGCUUCCCCCCUUUCUGUUAUUUAACCUUUAAGCACAGUUCAAUGCAAUAGCUUUUUUAUUUGGGAUAUAUUAUUUUUGGGAAAGUUAUGACAUUGCAGAUAUAUGCAGACUCUCUCAAAUUGUUGCUAAUGGUAUGUAGCUAACUGUUACCAGCAUACCUGAGCCUUAGUCCUUAACAAUAAAGCAUAUCAGAAUGUAGUCACAUGACAGAUUGUCUACGAAGCCAAAUAAUGAAAGUCUAGAUAAAACUUUUAUAUUAUCUAAAGGCUGCAAGUUAUACUUGUGAUUUUGUUUGUGACUGUGGGUGUUUCUGGGAGUGAGUCCGAGGGGACAUCUGCACUUUGUGCUGUCUUUGGGUUUCGACUCUACCACAGAGAACAUAGCACAUGUUCUUGGGCAGUGAAUGAGAGAACUGUAGCUCCUAAGACUUUAUCCCUUUUUGAGGUUUGUCUGUCAGCCUGGAGUAGUAGGUAUUGUUUCACCUUUUUUUUUU
This is a messenger RNA of Apodemus sylvaticus (European woodmouse), 1412 nucleotides long. RefSeq names its product grancalcin (gene Gca). The transcript has 8 exons. NCBI's taxonomy places the organism in Eukaryota, Metazoa, Chordata, Mammalia, Rodentia, Muridae. Bases 142 to 804 code for a protein of 220 amino acids. Gene Ontology annotation, molecular function: calcium ion binding. The record is from RefSeq and is a predicted model, not a curated record.